This is a messenger RNA of Brienomyrus brachyistius, 9078 nucleotides long. It is a transcript of the gene chd8, whose product is annotated as chromodomain helicase DNA binding protein 8. Lineage: Eukaryota; Metazoa; Chordata; Actinopteri; Osteoglossiformes; Mormyridae. The record is from RefSeq and is a predicted model, not a curated record. Gene Ontology annotation, biological process: chromatin remodeling. Gene Ontology annotation, molecular function: ATP-dependent chromatin remodeler activity; protein binding; ATP binding. The coding region runs from base 435 to 8273 and encodes 2612 amino acids. The transcript is spliced from 40 exons.
GACGGAUGAUGCUAGUGAAGAACACUGUCGACGCCUGUGUUGGCAAGAAUGUUAGUUCCUGCUCUGCACUGGCCGUUUCCUGUACUCGCAUAGUGUUGUCAGACGGAGAAAGCCAUGUGUGUUGAAGCAAAGACAAUGACUGUCUGCAAAUGAGUUUGGAGAUGGGUGGCUCUCCAUUCACUUCACCUUAAGAAGAAAGCGAAACGCUGUCUGGAGAAAGGUGGGCAUAAAAGCAAGGAAGCGAAAGAGGAGACGAAGAGGAGGAGGAGAAGAGAAGAGGCUGAGGUCUCUGUCUCUGUGAACUUUACCUCAAUUAGUAAAUUAAUUGGGACAAUCUGACCAAUAGUUUCUGUAGGCCGCUCUGACGCCACUGAAGUGGUUGUCACCGCAGAGGACUCUUCCCUUCUUUGGAAAACAAAGGAGGAGAGCCCAAGAUGGCGGACCCUAUCAUGGACCUGUUCGAGGACACGCCCCUUUUUAACCUGGAUGCUCUGCCUGAUGAUGCCUUUACGCAGGGGUCCUCGGACCCUGUCGAGGAAGCUUUGAAGUUGGCACUGGGGCAGGUCGAUACGUCCCCUGUUUCAGCUCCUGUCCCGCCUCCUAUCCAGGUGCAGCACCCUGUCCAGGUGACCCUCUCCCCGACAGCGACACUUAGUGCCGUAACAGUUUCAGGCCAGCAGACGCCUAUUUCUGUGGCCAGUAGCAGUGGAGCUGCCACCGUCCUGUUGGGGUCACCGUUGGCCGCCACUCAACAGCACCAGCAACUUGCUGCCGUUACAUCUCAGGCUGGUCAGGCCUCCCCCAAAAUUGUCAUCCUGAAGAGUCCCCAGGGGCAGACACAGCUGCUGCAGGGCGUGGCUGGGGCCGCAGGCUCCCCCGCGGGAAAGGUCACCAUCGCCAGGGUGCUGACUGGGACCUCGCUCCGACCAGGCAUGUCUAUUGUGUCAGGGGGCACAGUCCUGAAUGCCACAGCGCCGGCCCAGGGCCAGGUGAAGGUGGGGACAGGCGUGCAGCGGCUUGUGCAGUCCCCCAAUGGCCCGCUGAAGCAGGUCCUGCUCACCUCUGUGCCGCAAGCUCAGCAGCAGCUCCAGGUUCAGGCCCAGCAGCAGCUCCAGGUUCAGGCCCAGCAGCAGCUCCAGGUUCAGGCCCAACCCCAUGUUCAAGUGCAGGUUCAGGCCCAACCCCAGGUCCAGCUGCAGGUUCAGGCUCAACCCCAAGUUCAGGUGCAGGCCCAGGUCCAAACCCAGAUGCAAGUGCAAACACAGCCACAAGUACAAGUCGCAGGAACUGGGAGCCCUGCUUCUGGUCGACCACCAGGGGUCACCCUCACCACAUUACCACAGCAGGGGGAGGCCAAGAGGAUCACACUGGUGCUGCAGCAGCCCGCUCAGGCCGGGGCUGGCCAGGGCACGGCAUUGGUGGCUGGUGGGACAGCGGUAGCUGGAACUGCGGUGGCUGGGACUGGACAGCAACAGCAGCCCAGACUGGUGCUGGGAUCUCUCCCGGGGAAGCUGGUUCUGCAGGGGGGGCAGCUGGCAGCUCUAACGCAGGCCAGGGCCGGGCAAUCAGGCGGCCAGCCGAAAGUCCUCACCAUCCAGCUGCAGGUGCAGCAGCAACCCAAUGCACAGGGAUCCAAGUUCCAGCUAGUCACUGGGUCGCCCUCUAGUGGCAGCCCGCAAGUGGUGCAGAUCUCCCAGGGCCAGGGAGGCCAAAGGUUGGCGGUGCCACUCAAGCUCCUCCUGCAGCCGCAGGCUGGCUCCACCUCUGUCGCUGGGGGUGCGGUCUCUGUCGUCAAGGUGAUAAAUACAUCCGCGGCCGGUGGCCCCUCCACCACCACCACGGCGUCUGUGGCAGGCAGCUCCAUGACAGCAGUGCGCUCCCCCAAGACCCUGGAGCCCAUGCGCCGCGUGGAAACCCUGUGCAAGCAGGAAAAGGCCAACCGGAUCGUGGCGGAGGCCAUCGCCCGCGCCAAGGCCCGUGGCGAGAGGAACAUCCCGCGCGUCCUUAACCUGGACGAGCUGCCUGCCACGACCGGGCUCUCCUCACCGGAGCUGGGGGCCACCGCGACAACCGGCACUGCUGGCGGCAAGAGGAAGGGUGGAGGGGGUGGGGCCAAGAAAAAGAGCUCGUCCUCGAUUGGAGGGAAAGCUGGAGGCGGAGCUGGAGAGAAGAAGGGGAAGGCAAAGGCUGGAAGCGGAUUGGUUGGAACUGGAGGAGCAGGAGGCACUGGUGGAGUCGGGGGCAGCAAGAGCAAAAGUAAAGCCAAGACCAACACAAUUACCCCAGUUGGGGGCAAAAAGAGGAAGAGGACAGCCUCCUCAGACCACUCAGAAGGGGAGUUGAGCCCCCCUGCUUCCCCACGUGCGCUAGAGGAGGAGAUGCUGCAGAAGAGACGUUCCAACAGGCAGAUAAAAAGGAAGAAGUACACCGAGGAUUUGGACAUAAAGAUUACGGAUGACGAGGACGAGCAGGACGAAGACGUGGAUGUUACCAGCAUGCCCAUGUCGUCCGGCCAAGUGGUGGCUCUUGGCUCCGUAACAGGGCAGCACCUGCAGCAGGAAUUUGUCGCGGUGGAUGGGGAUGGCCUUCCCAGCAUGCAGUUCUUUGUGGAGAAUCCCAGUGAGGAGGAUGCUGCCAUCGUGGAUAAAGUUUUGUCCAUGCGGAUCACCAAGAAGGAGGUAUCUCCCGGGCAGUAUGUCAACGUAGAGGAAUUCUUUGUCAAGUAUAAGAACUACUCUUAUAUGCAUUGUGAGUGGGCCAGCAUGGAGCAGCUGGAGAGGGACAAGAGGAUCCACCAAAAGUUGAAGAGGUUCAAGACUAAGAUGGCCCAGAUGAGGAACAUCUUCCAGGAGGAAGAGGAACCCUUCAACCCAGAUUAUGUGGAGGUGGACCGCAUCCUGGAUGAGUCCCACAGUGUGGAUAAGGAUAAUGGAGAGCCGGUGGUGUACUACCUGGUGAAGUGGUGCUCUCUACCUUACGAAGAUGCUACCUGGGAGUUGAGGGAAGACGUCGACGACACCAAAAUAGACGAGUUCAGGAAGAUCCAGGAGCGCCAGCCGCGCCUGAAGCGAACGCCUCGCCCACCUGCCAGUUGCUGGAAGAAGCUGGAGGAGUCUCGUGAGUACAAGAACGGCAAUGCGCUCAGAGAGUACCAACUGGAGGGUGUCAACUGGCUACUCUUCAACUGGUACAACAGGCAGAACUGCAUCCUGGCAGAUGAGAUGGGUCUGGGAAAGACCAUCCAGUCCAUUGUCCUUCUGUCAGAGGUGUUCGCCGCUGGUGUGCAGGGCCCCUUCCUGGUCAUUGCCCCUCUGUCCACCAUCACUAACUGGGAGCGGGAGUUUGCCAGUUGGACAGAGAUGAAUGCCAUCGUCUACCAUGGCAGCCUGGCCAGCCGGCAGAUGAUCCAGCAAUAUGAGAUGUACUGCAAAGAUGAGAAGGGCCACUUGAUCCCAGGAGCGUACAAGUUUGAAGCUCUGAUAACCACGUUCGAGAUGGUGCUGUCCGAUUGCCCGGAGCUGCGGGAGAUCUCCUGGCGUUGUGUGAUCAUUGACGAGGCCCAUCGACUGAAGAACCGUAACUGCAAGCUCCUGGACAGCUUGAAGAUGCUAGACUUGGAACAUAAGGUGCUUUUGACUGGCACGCCUCUUCAGAACACAGUGGAGGAGCUCUUUAGCCUGCUGCACUUCUUGGAGCCUGCCCAGUUCCCCUCAGAGACUGAGUUCCUGCGUGACUUCGGUGAUCUCAAGACCGAGGAGCAGGUCCAGAAGCUGCAGGCCAUCUUGAAGCCCAUGAUGCUGAGAAGGCUGAAGGAGGACGUGGAGAAGAACCUGGCUCCCAAACAGGAGACCAUCAUCGAGGUGGAGCUGACGGAUGUCCAGAAGAAGUACUAUCGCGCUAUCCUGGAGCGCAAUUUCAGCUUCCUGAGCUUGGGGGCCACGCAGAACAGCAAUGUGCCCAACCUGCUCAACACCAUGAUGGAACUGCGCAAGUGCUGCAACCACCCCUACCUCAUCACAGGGGCAGAGGAGAAGAUCGUGGCAGAAUUGAAGGAGGUCUACGAUCCCUUGGCCCCUGACUUCCACCUCCAGGCCCUGGUGCGCUCGGCGGGGAAGCUGGUGCUGCUAGAUAAGCUGCUCCCACGGCUAAAAGCCGGGGGCCACAAGGUGCUCAUUUUCUCCCAGAUGGUUCGGUGCCUGGACAUCCUGGAGGACUACCUCAUCCACAAGAGGUAUCUGUACGAGCGCAUCGACGGCCGCGUCAGGGGUAACCUGAGGCAGGCAGCCAUCGACCGCUUCAGCAAGCCCGAUUCUGACCGCUUCGUCUUCCUGCUGUGCACCCGUGCCGGCGGCCUGGGAAUUAAUCUAACCGCUGCCGACACCUGUGUCAUUUUCGACUCGGACUGGAACCCCCAGAACGACCUCCAGGCACAGGCUCGGUGUCACCGGAUCGGCCAGUCCAAGGCGGUGAAGGUCUACCGGCUGAUCACCAGGAACUCGUACGAGCGGGAGAUGCUGGACAAGGCCAGCCUGAAGCUGGGCUUGGACCGUGCCGUGCUGCAGAGCAUGAGCGGCAACAAGGACAGCAGUGUCAACGGGAUCCAGCAGUUUUCCAAGAAAGAGAUUGAGGACCUACUGAGGAAGGGGGCGUAUGCGGCCAUCAUGGAUGAAGGCGAUGAGGGCAGCCGCUUCUGUGAGGAGGACAUUGAUCAGAUCCUGCAGAGGAGGGCGACCACCAUCACUAUCGAGAGUGAGGGCAAAGGGUCCACCUUCUCCAAGGCCAGUUUUGUUGCGUCUGAGAACCGGACGGACAUUGCGCUGGAUGAUCCAGAGUUUUGGCAGAAGUGGGCCAAGAAGGCAGACAUAGACAUGGACACCAUCAACAGGAAGAACACCUUGGUGAUCGACACGCCCCGGGUGAGGAAGCAGACUCGGCAGUUCACCCUCCGCGGUGAGGGCGGGGCCGAUUUCUCGGACCUGGACAGCGAGGACGAGUACACGGCCCACAAUUCCCGGCAUGCCCGCGCCUCCCGCCGAUCGGAGCGGCACUCUGGGGGCGGCUAUGGCCGCACAGACUGCUUCCGUGUCGAGAAGCACCUGCUGGUGUACGGGUGGGGGCGCUGGCGGGAUAUCCUGUCCCACGCCCGGUGCAAGCGGCGCCUGGGUGAGAGGGACGUGGAGACCAUCUGCCGCGUGAUCUUGGUGUUCUGCCUGCUGCAUUACCGUGGUGACGAGAACAUCAAGAGCUUCAUCUGGGAGCUCAUCACCCCGCCGGAGAACGGCCGAGCCCCUCACACCCUCCUCAACCACUCCGGCCUCUCCAUCCCCGUGCCCCGUGGAAGGAAGGGGAAGAGGGUAAAGGCUCAGAGCUCCUUCGACGUGCAGAAGGUGGAGUGGAUCCGAAAGUACAACCCCGACUCCCUCCUGCUGGACGACAGCUACCGGAAACACCUCAAACACCAGUGCAACAAGGUGCUGCUGAGGGUGCGCAUGCUGUACUACCUCAGACAGGAAGUGAUAGGAGACCAUGCAGACAGUGUGCUUCAUGGAGCUGAUGCCAGGGACAUCGACAUCUGGAUGCCCGAGAUGGAGCAGCUGGAGGUGCCGUCAGCCUGGUGGGACACGGAGGCAGACCGCUCCCUGCUCAUAGGGGUCUUCAAACAUGGGUAUGAGAUGUACACCACAAUGCGUGCCGACCCCUGUCUGUGCUUCCUGGACCGCGCCGGUCGCCCUGAUGACCGGGCUAUCGACGCCGAGCAGCACUCUGCCGACGCCGACCUUGGUGAUGGGGGAGACUACGAUAAGUACUCUGAGGAUCCCGAAUUCAAGCCGGCCACCAGACAAAGCAAAGAGCCUUAUGAAGAGCAGGCUGACCCCAUGGACGAGGAGAUCUGUGUGGAGGACAAGGCGAUGGUAGCCGACACUCAGGCUGUGGGCCAGACGGGGCUGUGCCAAUGGCCGACCAGCUCGUCGCUCACGGCUCGACUCCGGCGACUCAUCACGGCCUACCAGCGCAGCUACCGGCGGGAGCAACUGAAGAUGGAAGCGGCGGAGAAGGGGGACCGGCGGAGGAGGCGCUGCGAGCAGGCCUCCAAACUGAAGGAGAUCGCGCGCCAGGAACGGCAGCAAAGGUGGACUCGGAGGGAGGAGUGCGAUUUCUACCGCGUGGUGUCCACGUUCGGCGUGGAGCGCGUGAAGACUGAGGGUCCAGGUCAGGAGGGUCAGCUGGACUGGACCAGGUUCCGAACCUUCGCCCGGCUGGAUAAGAAGACCGACGAGAGCCUGAGCCGCUAUUUUCGGGGCUUCACUGCCAUGUGCCGGAGAGUGUGUCAGCUACGGCCCGCCACUGGGGACGAGAUAAUGGACCUCUCCCAGUCCGUGGCUCCCAUCACGGAGGAGCGGGCCUCUCGCACCCUUUAUCGCAUCGGCCUGCUCAGUCGGCUGCGCGAGCGUGUCCUCCCCCACCCGUCACUGGAAGAGCGCCUCCUGCUGGUGCAGCCCAGCUCCGAGCUCCCUCGCUGGUGGCGCACGCCGCAGCACGACCGCGAGCUGUUGCUAGGCGCCUCCCGGCACGGCGUAAGCCGAACGGAGCUCUCCAUAUUUCGUGACCCCGACUUCUCCUUCCUGCAAGCCCACCUCGACUUCAUGCAGAGCCAAGCGCGGCCCGCCUCCCGCAGCUCUACGCCCUCACUUCACGGCCUGCAGCAGGAUGACGGCGAGGGCGCCGGGGUGAAGGUGGAGGAGCAGGAGGCGGCCGUGGAGGCCCGUCUGCUCGGGGAGGUGUCGACGAGCACGGGGUCUCCCGGUCGCGUGGACUCCCCCUCGAUGUUCCUGGCGCAGCCGGACGGGGCUGUGGGAAAGAGCCGUGGCUGCUGGGUAUGGAAGAAGAACCGAGGACGCCGAGGAGGGGGUCACCAUGCAGCCAGGGCGGUGGAGGGCGGCCCGUCCGACUCGGAGUCCGAAUCGGACUCCGACUCGACCUCAUCCAGGCGGUCGGGCAGCUCCGACGAGAGCGGAGACAGCGAGGUGGAGAGGGACCAGGAGAGAGGCACCGAGAAGCUGUGUGACAUCGAUGAGGAGAACAGUGUCCUGUCCAUGACGCCUUCCCAGGAUGGGAUACCCACUGACACGCUCGCUGACGCCCUGAGAGCAGACUGGCCCAAAGACCGCGUGCUGAUUAACCGACUCGACAGCAUCUGUACGACGGUGCUGACGGGGCGCUGGCCUGCAGGGCGGCGCCAUAUCGCUGACAUGCAGCCCAGCUAUGUGACUGAGGAACAGGCAGCGGGCGAGGAGCUUGGCUUUACCCGCUUGGUCCGCAAGGGUGGCGCCUCCUCUGGUGAGAGCGGCGAGGUGCAGGACACGGAAUUCACCGUCAAACUGCUGAAGGAGGAAGGUCUGAAGCUGACCUUCUCCAAACAAGCCCUGCUGCCCAACGGUGCUGGGGGAGAAGCAAGCACCCGCCGGAAACACAGGGACGCAGAGGUACACAGCAAAGGAACCGCACACGGCAAAGGAACCGCACACAGGCUGUCCGAGCUGGACUGUCCGGUGCCGGUAGUCAAUGCCGUGACGGGCGCGGUCCUGACCGGCGACAGCGCCCCGCGUAGGAGGGACUUGCACCACUGGCUGAAGAUGAACCCGGAGUACGAGGUGGAAGGAGACGUGCUGGAGCUCCUCGCCAGCAGUCGCGCUCAGCGGAAGAGGAGGAGGAAGAAGAAGAGCGAGAAGGUGAAGGAGAUGACCGUGCUGUCGGGUGUUGAAAGAGUCAAGAUCAUAGACAUGAAGACGGGCAAGAAGCUUGGGGGUGGAGUCCCACUGCAGGACCUGAGGGAGUGUCUGGAGGAAAAUGUCAGCUACACUGUGGCGGCAGAGUGGGCCGAGGCAGUUCGCAGCUCGGGUUUUCUACCCGAGAGCCUCUUCCAUAGGCUCCUCUCCCAAGAAAAUAUUCCCAAAAAAGGCAGAUUCUACGCUCCAGCCCCCCAGGCCCAGCUGGAAGACCCUCUGCUGGGAGGAGGUAGCGGCGAGACCCUGGUUUCGGACGGGGCCUACAUGAUGGAUGACGAAGGCCUGGAGGACGGCAGUGACAUGACGCCCCGACACUUCCUGGCACCGGCCUUUGACGUGAAGAUGCAGAGCGCGGCUUUGGAGAUGGACGGGGGAGAUUGCUUGUCGCAGGGCGGAUACGACAGCUCUGACAGGGAGGCAGCUAUAUUAGAAGAUGUUAUCAUGGCGCCCAAAAAUUCUGACUCUUCCUCCAGCUCUGAGGAUUGACCAAGCUCCCCCCACCCGGCGUUCCCCCCAAGAUCAUGACUUUAUUCUUUUCCCCAUUAUUUUAUUCUUCAUUCUUUAUUAUAUUAUUAUUGUUAUUAUAAAUGUUGAUUCAUUAUGGAUAGUUUUUGGUUCUUUCUACUUUUUUAUAGUUUUUUGGAAAUGAGCAGUUUAUUUUUUUCAGGUGAACACCCACCUCCUUACUUACUCCUAUCUCGCAUCUUCCCUCUUCUCCCUCCGUUUACCCAUCUGGAGGUGUAGCACUCCUCCCCCUGUCCUGUCCUUCUCCCUCCUCCCUCCAGCUGGGCUGUCUGGAAGCAGACCUUCCAGGAGCUGUGAAAAUUAGGAAUCGUGGCAGUGGCUGUGCCUGAAGGCGACCCCUGUCCAGUAGUCACUGAUUAAGUCCCUCGCACACUAACUGCCCCGUUCCGUCAGGGUCCAAACCACCCCACCCCUUCCCUCUGAACCUCACGUGGAGACCUGUACAGAAGUACCUAGUACCAAGUGUGACAAUACUGUUGAGCCAAAUGCCAGACUGAACAUAUAAAGGUCUUCUCAUUGUGUGUGUUUCUGAUAUAGAAAGAUGUUUUUGUUUUUGAUUGGAUUAGACUGGCUGGAGGCAAGGGCUGUUAUAGUGAGGGUGGGUUGUGGGUGGUUGGGGGGUGGAGCUAGUUGCUGAACCAGAUUUAGAAAGAUGGGUGUAUUGUACAAUGUAGAGUUGCUGAAUUGCUUGCAAAAAAUGAGUUAUUGUUUUAUGAACUGACUCUGUUUCUGUGAUAUGAAAUAUAAAUAACAUUCUACAGAUGAA